AUGGCUGAUGAGCGCAGCAGCCGGUGGCAGGAAGCGGAAGCCUCUGCUGCAUCUGCGUUCAUUGCCUUGCAAUUACCAUCUUACAGUCGUACCUGUACAUGUCAAGGAAUUGAUCCUGAGACUUGUGGAGCUUCAUUCUCUUUUGGCUGUUCGUGGAGUAUGUACUUUAAUGGCUGCAAAUUUGGUAGAAGCCCAAGCCCUAGAAGAUUUAGAAUUGAUCCAAGUUCUCCCUUACAUACCUACUAUGAAAGAAUUACUAAAGGACGUAUUCCAGAAAGAAGAUAUGUGAGACCGGAAGCAAUCUGUCCGGGACACGAGGCCAUGGAAAAAAACCUUGAAGAUAAUUUACAGAGUUUGGCCACACAAUUAGCUCCAAUUUAUAGACAGUAUGCUCCGGUUGCUUACCAGAACCAGGUACAAUUUGAACAUAUUGCCCGAGAAUGUCGGCUUGGCAACAAAGAAGGUCGUCCUUUUUCUGGGGUCACUGCUUGCGUAGACUUCUGUACCCAUGCCCACAGGGACAUUCACAACAUGAAUAAUGGGAGCACUGUGGUUUGUACCUUAACACGAGAAGAUAACCGCUCAUUUGGCAUCGUUCCUCAAGAUGAGCAGCUGCAUGUUCUACCCCUUUAUAAAUUAUCAGACACAGAUGAGUUUGGCUCAAGGGAAGGAAUGGAAGCUAAGAUCAGGUCUGGGGCCAUUGAUGUCCUCACACCGUGUCGCAAAAAAAGAACAUGUUUUACUCAGCCAAUUCCUCGUUGUGGGAAGAAAAGAGCAGCGAUGAUGACAGAAGUCUUCACGCGUAAGAUAAAGGCUGUGGAGAAGAAACUCAUUCCUCGAAUCAAGCGGAAGAAUGACUCGACGAUGCACGGCAGUAAGGCUUCAUCCCUGUCGCAUUUAGGUUCGGACCACAUUCAGAUGUACUCACUGAUCCCAUCCAUUCCUCACCCAGUGAAAGAGGCACAUUUAUCCCGAGACUUCCCGGCCGCCAACACUGCUUCGACCUCAACAUCUUUUAAGAACGAUGCCUCGGUUUCGUGCGGGUUUCCAGAAAGAAGUAGCGAUGCAGACUGCACGAUGCCUUCUGGGAGACAGAGUGAUGCUCAUGAUGCUGCUGGGGAAUGCGAUGGAAUCGCACAGCCUGGUGAAGUGAGUCCUCUUCCCGCUUUGCCUACUCCCAUGUCCGAUUCCCUGGUUGGUUCUGAGCCUCCCGCGGGUCCAUCUGAGCAGAUCCCUUCUAAUGAGCCAAACCAGCAGCCCCCACUCAUCACCUCUGCUCCUGAACUUGCUUCCUCUCUGAUGGAAGAUGAGCAGCAUUCGGAAGCAGAUGAGCCUCCAUCAGAUGACCCCCUGUCAGAUGACCCCCUGUCACCCACUGAGGCGAAAUUGCCCCACAUUGAGGAGUAUUGGUCAGAUAGUGAGCACAUCUUUUUGGAUGCCAGUGUUGGUGGGGUGGCCAUAGCACCUGCUCAUGGCUCUGUUUUAAUUGAGUGUGCCCGGCGAGAGCUUCAUGCUACCACUCCCGUCCAACACCCAAACAGGAAUCAUCCUACACGUCUCUCUCUUGUCUUCUACCAGCACAAAAACCUAAAUAGGCCCCACCAUGGCUUUGAAAUAAACAAGAUUAAGUACGAGGCUAAAGAACCUAAGAAUAAGAAAAUUAAGGUCUCAGAGCAGAGCGAUCAGGCAGCUAAUGAGGGUCCUGAGCUGUCCCCUGAAGCUAAUGAAUUGAACCAAAUUCCUUCUCGCCAGGCAUUAACAUUAACCCAUGACAAUGUUGUCACUGUGGCCCCUUAUGCUCUCACACACGUUGCAGGGCCCUAUAACCAUUGGGUAUGAAAGCUGUUCUCCCCUUUUUAAUGCCUUUGCUAGUGCAGUGUAUUUUUCCAAGGUGCUGUUAAAGGAAAGUCAUAUUGUUGUUUACUAGAUAGAUCUUCAUCUCACCCAUUUGAAGGCUGAAGUAAAACAAGCAAAUGCAGUAGGGUGGGUAUUUCUUAACUGUGACUAUAUAUUUUGACAAUUGAUAGAAGGUGCACAUUUUAAGCAAAAAUAAAAAGUUUUAUAGUUUUAAAUACAUAAAGAAAUGUUUUGGUUAGGUGUUAACCUUGAGAGAAUCACUCAGUUUGGUGCUUUAAAUAAGUCUGUUUACUAUGAAACGAGUAAUUUUUAGAGGCUUUUAACUGAUAAUGUGCUAUGAUGUAAAAUCAAGAUACACAGUGUUAACUCUACACAGCUCCUGGUGCUUAACCACAUCCACACAGUUAAUUAUAAGCUGAAUUAUUAUUUCAUGGUGCCAUUGUUUCAACAUCUUCCAAUCAUUGCUAGAAAAUAGGCAUAUUCCUUUGAAAUAAACCAAUGAAAAGUUUUCUCUCUUAAGGUGUCUCUCCUGUAUAAAAUAAUUCAUUAUUAUUAGUAAUGGUUGGACGCUGUUCAUAAAUUGUAAAUAUAUAUUUUAAAAGCACUUUCUAUUUUUAAAAUUAACUUGAAAUAGUAUAGUAUAAGAAUCCAAUUGUCUAUUGUUUGUGCAUAUUUGCAUACAAGAGAAAUCAUUCUUGCUGUGUAGAGUUCCAUCUUAUUAACUGCAAUAUGUAUUCAUACAUGUGUAUGGUUUGUGUUUUUUAAUGUGUAAUUUCUCAUUCAAAUAUUAGCUACUUAUAUAAAAUCAAUCAUGCAAAAAUUGUUAAUGAUCUCAAAUUGGAAUUUGAAAGAUUAUCACCAACAUUGAUUAAUAUUUUCUUGGGAACUAAGUAAGUGUGAACGCUUAUUGAGCAACAUUGACCCCAAUUUACUGUCACUGUAACUUUCUCAAUAUAAUCCAUCAAAGGUGUUUCCGAAAGGAGAUUUGACAUAACAGGAUUCAGAAGAGUCAAAUGCUUCUAAAGUUUCAAGGUAAUAAAAUACAAAAAUUAAGUAGUGAGAACCCUAACCAUCCCAAAUUGCCUUAUUCUGAAAGUCAUUCCAGUAGAGACUAAAAUUUUAGUAGAAAUAUUUUGAAAACAAAUUCCUUAUCAUUGCACAUGCCAAACAAAUAGUAGGAAUGAUAUAAAUAAGUUAGUCCAAAGUAGUUUAAAAACAUAUUAGUUUUGGGGAAAAUGAUAACUCUUCUGACGUAAUUGCCUAUAAUCUAGGUAACAGGAAAAUAGGCAUUCUGUUUAGUUUUUAAUCCUCCUAUUAUUUCUUCUAUUACGUUUUCCGGUUCAUAGCAAAACAAAAGAGAUUGUCCAAACCAAAUUUUAGAUCAAGAAGAAAUUUCAAUGAAAUACUUGAUUCUGUUAAAAUGCAGAGGUGCUAUAACAUUUAAAGUCUCAGAUUCCUUGGGAGUAUGGAAAACCUAACGGUGCUUCUCCCCUGGAAAUGCCACAGGAAGCCCAUAACCGCUAACACUCACAAUUCUGGUGCAAAAGCAAACAAUUCCAGUAAGCUCUCUAAAUAAAAUUAAUCAUAAAUUAUUAAAAUAAUAUAUGGUGCAAAGUAUCCGUUUCAAGCUUUUGACUAAUCAAAGUAAAGGAAUAUGAAGGGAUUGUAAAUAGCAAAAUGUCAUUGAUAGACUGUCUUGUACAAGUAGAUUUCUGCUUUUGAAUAGGUAAAAUAGGGUAGUAAUUCAUUAACUUGUUUUAGUAUGUUGUGUGCCUUAGAUUUCUGUUGUAAAACAUGUAUAUUUUUGUGAGCCUCUGGUUUCUUAUACAUUUAAGUAUAUAAAUAAGUGAUUGUUUAUUGUUUCAGCUGCUUAAAUAAGAUAUUUACUAGUAGUAGACCAUCAGGAAUAUACCCUUGUAAUAUUUUAUUUUAGGCCUUAGCUCUCACUUCAAGUUAUUUUCUCACCAGAUUUAAUGGAUCAAACUUAAAGAUCCUUUAUCUAUCCACCCAUCUAUCCAUUCAACACUUACUGAAUGUCUGCAAAAUUUAAGUAAUAGCUUUUGUUUUCUUUGAGUCGACACCCAUGACAGUAAACUUGAAGAAUUAAAAUCCUAGAAGAUACUCUAACACACAUUUUUCAAAAAAAAACCCCAAAAAACGUAAGCACAUUUCCUUCAAAACAGACCGUUGUGAUAUCUGUACAGCAAUUCAGAUCAGUGUCACUAAGUGAAAGUAAGUUUCCGUAACAAUAGAAACUUGAGGCACGCAUGUUGAUUUAAGGGAGUGUUGAGAUUUUUGAAAUUAGUUGCAGUUUACCAAAACAAAUACAUGAAAAUAUCCAGUCUUAGCUACAAAUGUCUCCAUUCAGUUAUAAUGAACACCUGCUGAACCCCAUGAUGGGAACCACACAUGUUUCCUGCAUUAUUGAACUCUUUCAUAAGUUUGCCAUCCCAUUGUAUGCCCUGUAAUUUUUUAAAAGCUCAUGCUUAAAUGUUCUGCAGCAUUGUGAUUGUAUACUGGCUACACUGCUGUUAGAAUGCUCUUUUUCAUGAA
Messenger RNA from Myotis myotis, 4410 nucleotides. RefSeq names its product methylcytosine dioxygenase TET1-like. Gene Ontology annotation, molecular function: DNA 5-methylcytosine dioxygenase activity. The coding region runs from base 1 to 1839 and encodes 612 amino acids. The record is from RefSeq and is a predicted model, not a curated record. Gene Ontology annotation, biological process: oxidative demethylation; positive regulation of transcription by RNA polymerase II. The transcript has 7 exons. NCBI's taxonomy places the organism in Eukaryota, Metazoa, Chordata, Mammalia, Chiroptera, Vespertilionidae. Gene Ontology annotation, cellular component: nucleus.